CCCCCCAAGGGCAUCACAAUUGGCACUUCACCGCCGCUAUUUCUUUGCAUAACAACGAGCGAAAAUUUUGCAUUUUUUGAACAGGGAGGGAUUGCUCAGCUUUGCUACGACUUACUCAACUCACUGCGCCUCCCUGCGACAUGCUAGGAGCUGCAUUUUUUCUUUUCCUCGCAAGUACGUGAUGGAAGGAAGGACGUGUCAGGCCGGCCAGCCGCUAAGCAUGUGCGCGUGUUCUCUCCACGGUGCGCACAUGGCAGUAACGCCCUUUUAAACGACUCAACACAAGCGUUUCCCCCCAAAGGGUUGCACGCCUUUUCUCGCGUCGAAGGGGGGAGGGGGCUCUUCUCUGCACACCGCGCCAUGUGCAUGCACAGAGAAGGGUGGCUUUUCGUGUAAAUUGGCCUGAGGGCUGGAUAGUUGAAGACCACAGGGGAGAGAGUCACGAUGGAGCUGUCGAUAGACGCACUGAAGGAGAAGUUCCUCAACAUGAACAGCGACAUCGAGCUGAUCGAGCGAAAGCUGAAGGACGAAAUGUGCAAAAUGUACGAAGAUGACAUCAACCCAUUCCUAAUUCUUAACGACUUUGAAAAUAUAAAAAACGAGCUACACAAAAUUAACAAAGAAUUAAACGUCCUGUAUGAAAGGAAAAAAAUGAGCAUACAGUACAUGCACAGGCAAAUGCAAAAUUACAACUUUCUACUCAACUUGGAAAAUAAUUUAAACAUCACUUCCAAGGAGUUUAUAAAUUACCACAACUCGGAAAUUAUUUUGAACAAUUUUUUUUACGAAAAUAUAAAAAAGUUUUUGCUCAACAUCAAUUACGAUGAAAUUAACGAGUUGCUACAGCUGGACCAUCUCCAAAAAUGUGUGGACAGCAAAGGGGAACAAACAAGUGGAAACAACGUAAGCGAUUUAGGGAAGGAAGUACCCAAGGGGAAACCAGCCCUGUGCGACUCGGCCAGUUAUAAAAACCACGUGAGUAGUAGCGAUUUGAAGGACAACGAAAAGAGGGGGGCCCUAAAUAACGGGAACGCCGCGGAGGACAGCAGAAAUGAACAGGUGAACAGGGGAAAUGUCACCGAUAAGGAGAGCCUGUUUUGCCCCAUCGACGACGCUACCUUCCAGUCCGUCCCCGCGCUGAUUCGGCGGCGGGCCAAGUUGGACGACAUUAACCUGAUAUACAAGUCGCUGUACGACAUGGCGGUAAAGAAGGGCAGCUGCCUCCCCGUGGAAAAGUCCGAGCUCACUCAGAUGAAUCUGCAGGUCUUUGGACAGACAGGAGAAGCCAAAAUAGCUACCUUGCGAUACCUGAAAAUUAUAGAAGUUAUUAACAAGUAA
Molecule: messenger RNA, 1338 nt
Organism: Plasmodium vivax (malaria parasite P. vivax)
Lineage: Eukaryota; Apicomplexa; Aconoidasida; Haemosporida; Plasmodiidae
Exons: 4
Coding region: 445-1338 (297 amino acids)
Biological process (GO): cell division; mitotic cell cycle; chromosome segregation
Cellular component (GO): outer kinetochore; spindle microtubule
Molecular function (GO): microtubule binding
Source: RefSeq, a predicted model, not a curated record